Molecule: messenger RNA, 1734 nt
Organism: Debaryomyces fabryi
Lineage: Eukaryota; Fungi; Ascomycota; Pichiomycetes; Serinales; Debaryomycetaceae
Gene: PAP1
Product: polynucleotide adenylyltransferase
Exons: 1
Coding region: 1-1734 (577 amino acids)
Cellular component (GO): nucleus
Molecular function (GO): poly(A) RNA polymerase activity; RNA binding
Source: RefSeq, a predicted model, not a curated record
AUGAAUUAUCAAGCCUAUGGAGUAACACCUCCUAUAUCAGUGGCCAAUCCUACGCCGAAGGAGAACAGUUUGAAUGAUUCGUUAAUCAAAGAAUUAAAGGCGAGAGGGUCGUUUGAGAGCGAGGCAGCGACCAAGAAGAGGGUAGAGGUGCUUCAUAUAUUGCAAAAAUUGGUUGAGGAAUUUGUUUACACGGUGUCAAUCAACAAAAACAUGAACGAGGGGAUGGCCAAGGAUGCUGGGGGGAAGAUAUUUACGUUCGGGUCGUAUAGGUUAGGGGUUUAUGGGCCAGGAUCAGAUAUCGAUACGUUGGUUGUGGUACCUAAGCAUGUUACUAGAAGCGAUUUUUUUGAUGUUUUCGAGAAGAUUUUGAGGAAGAGACCAGAAUUAGAAGAGAUAGCGCUGGUUCUGGAUGCAUACGUCCCAAUUAUUAAGAUGGAGUUUGGAGGAAUCUCGAUAGAUCUUAUAUGUGCCAGAUUGGACAUCCCUCGGAUUCCCAAAGACUUGAAAUUGGACGAUAAGAACUUACUUAGAAACAUUGACGAGAAGGAUCUUCGGUCGUUGAACGGUACUAGAGUUACUGACGAAAUUUUGACUUUAGUGCCGAAGCCGACGGUAUUCAAGCAUGCGCUUAGGUGUAUUAAAAUGUGGGCCCAACAGAGAGCCAUUUAUGCCAAUGUAUUUGGAUUCCCCGGUGGUGUUGCUUGGGCGAUGUUAGUGGCAAGAAUAUGUCAGCUUUAUCCAAACGCGGUAAGUGCUGUUAUUGUCGAGAAAUUCUUUCAUAUAUACGCCCAAUGGAGCUGGCCCCAACCGGUGUUACUUAAGCCGAUAGAGGACGGACCUUUACAAGUAAGAGUCUGGAAUCCAAAACUCUACCCUCAUGAUCGUCAACAUAGAAUGCCUGUCAUCACACCCGCUUAUCCAUCAAUGUGCGCCACUCAUAAUAUCACCAGUUCUACUCAGAAGAUUAUUUUAGAGGAAUUCAAAAGAGGCAUUGAUAUAAUGAGUCAAAUCAGCAUGAAUAAAAGCACCUGGUCUGAUCUCCUUGCUAGACAUACCUUUUUCUAUAAGUAUAAGUUUUACUUAUGUAUUGUAGCAGCAACUCAGGGCUCGGCUGAAGAUCAUCUUAAAUGGGGAGGAAUGGUUGAAAGUAGAUUAAGACUUUUAAUUCAAAAAUUAGAAAUGACUGAAGGCAUAGAGAUUGCUCAUCCAUAUGUAAAGCCUUUCGAAAAUAGCUAUGCUUGUGAAAAUCAAACCCAAGCUGAAGAGGUUAUAAACACCUAUGGAACUCUUCAAGGUGAAAGUAUCACCAAGGAUCUUCCAGAGCCAAAGAAAGAUAAAGAUAAAGAAAAUAAUGAAAUAGAAAAUAAAGAAAAUGAGAAUAAAGAGGAAGAAAAUAAAGAAGGAAAGCCAAAUUCUGAAUCUAUAGAGAUUCACCUUACAAAGCUCUUCGUUGGUUUAGAUAUCGACUUAAACAAAGGAAGCGACAAGAAACUUGACAUCCAGUAUCCAUGCUCUGAAUUCUUCAAUAUAUGUAAGGGGUGGCAAUCAUACGACGAAAAGCUUCAUUCUAUUCAAAUAAAGCAUGUCAAACUUUACGACUUACCAAAUGAUGUAUAUAUCGAAGGAGAAGAAAGACCAGUUAAAAAUUCCAAACGGAAAAGAUCAUCGACAAAAGAUCAAGGUAAAAAGAGGCCUAAGAGUGUCGGUACUGCUACUACGGUAGCAAGUAGUUAA